AGUGCUUUGGAUGUGACAAAAACAUGAACGAGUCGGUGAAUAUCGUUGCAAUCGUUUCUAAAUUAUUAGAUUCAGAGAAGUAUAAAGAAGCCUUGAGUAUACCUUAUGAUGAAGAACAUAUAGAAAAUUUCAAAGAAAACUGUUGGGAAAUAGUAUCAGUUAUCAUAAAGAAAAUUGAUGGUGAUACUCUUACUAUUAAACCUUCUUUGUAUGCAGCAUGUGAACAACUUCUAUCAAUCAUAUUAGAAAGAUCUACUCCAGAAGAGGCACUUUUAGUAUUCAUUGAACAAAUUGAACUUGCAAAGAAUGAUGCCCAAUUUUCUGUCUCUCUAACACCAUUGCAACAAGUACUUAAAAAGCUAUCUGGAAAGCGAGGAAGAUCAUUAGAAUGGUGUUUCAAUUCAAUUAGAACUUAUAUUGAGGGCAUAUCAAUACCUGAUCUGAAUCUAGAAGAAAAAGAAUGUUUGUUACUAGAUAGUAUUCCGAAUUUUAGAAGGAUUACAAAGAUAUAUUCUAUGUUACCAUUGUUUUAUGAUCCUUUUAUUGAUGAAAUUAUGAAAUCCAGUACUGAUAAUACUAAAGCAAAAGAAAUAGUCUCUGUAUUUUUAAUCAGCCUUUUAGUGUUCAGGACUCAACACAGAUUCAUUUUACCUCUAAGUUCUGUUAAUAUAAGAAAUAUUCAAGGAACAGUAAAGGACUACAAUCACAGUGAAGUUAGAACAGAUAUAAAAAUUGCUUCUGUAGUAACAGAAAAUGAGGAUCACCAAUAUGAACAAAAUGUGAAAGAUGUUAUUUUGGAGAGAGCUUUAGAAUUUGUUUCUCAAACUGGAUGGUCAGUAGAGUCUUUGAGUGCAGGUGCAAAAUCAGCUGGCUAUCCCACCAUUACUCAUGGCCUCUUUCCAAAUGGAGGUGGUGACUUAAUUCACUAUUUUAAUAUUAAAUGUAAUCAACAAUUAGCUGAGCAAAUGAAACUGUGGCCGCAGGAAGACUUAAAAGGAGGGUCAAAAGUUCCAGCAAAGUUUAUUGAAAAUGCUAUAGUAACAAGGCUACUCAUGAUAAAACCAUACAAGAGUACAUGGCCUAAGGCAAUGGCAAUACAAACUCUUCCAAACAACGUUCCAAAUGGCUUAGCUACUUUAUUAUCGUUAGUGGAUGAUAUAUGCUAUCAUUCAGGCGACCGUAGUGUUGAUUUCAACUGGUAUAUUCGCCGUGUGGGUUUGGCUGGAAUAUACAAAGCUGCUGAAUUGUUUUAUUUAACUGACAAUAGCCAAGAAAAUAAUGCUACUAGGAGUUUUGUAUCAUCCAGGAUACGAGAUGCUCAAGUAAUACAGGGUGCUCUAAACUUAAACCCGGUUACCGCCGCCCCACAAACAUUAACUGCAGCCUUUGUUACAGCUAAGAACAUCCUAGGGAUUAACACUUUGAAAUGAAUUCUACUUUUAUAAGAAGAUAGUUGGUACAUUUAGUUGUGACAAGUCCAGAAAGUAUUAAUUGUUGAAUAUUAAAGAUGUUGUUCUCAAA
Molecule: messenger RNA, 1521 nt
Organism: Bombyx mori (domestic silkworm)
Lineage: Eukaryota; Metazoa; Arthropoda; Insecta; Lepidoptera; Bombycidae
Gene: Coq9
Product: ubiquinone biosynthesis protein COQ9, mitochondrial
Exons: 6
Coding region: 24-1430 (468 amino acids)
Biological process (GO): ubiquinone biosynthetic process
Cellular component (GO): mitochondrial inner membrane
Molecular function (GO): lipid binding
Source: RefSeq, a predicted model, not a curated record